AAGGUUUCUUAGAGAAAGUCAGUCAAAUCUCGUACCCAUGAAGCAGCAAGGACAAACUAAUUGAGAUCAGGGGGUUUCCUGCCCUCUCUGUCUGACCAGAGUACCCGUUCAUCUAGGUCUCAAUUGACCUCGGACCUCCAGGACUCUGCCGUCUUGAUCUAGCUCUAUGGAUGUUCGCUCAAUGUGACCUAGGAAUCCUGACAGCGAGAUGUCGCUAUGUACACCUUGCUUCUCGUUAACAAUAUAAUUGUCUAAACCCACCGGAACUAGGUGAAAUCCGACAGCAGUAUGAUUCACAUAGAUGACUAACUUGUAUGCUGUGCUGCUUCUGAUGAUCAGCUAGGGGAGUGGCGGCCAACAUGGGAAGCGAUAAGGGCAAAUGGUGACCAGCAACCAGUGUUUCUCAUGAAGAAGUCAAGUUUGAAUCCGCUAAAUAAAACUUUCGAUGUUUUCCUGGGAACAAACAUUUCCAUGAGCAGGCCCGACUUCACAAUGAAACGCGAAUUUUUUUCUAACAACUACACCAUUUGCUACAACGACGAGCCCAUAGCCCAGGCUUUUGAGAAACUAAGCUUUGCAAAGACAAGUUACAUGGUGAUAGUUAAGCGUGGAGUAGAUCGAGCUUUCAUUACCUCGUUGGUUGUGAUUAUUAUAAUAAUGAUUCAGGAAACGAAUAGCAACAGGCAUAGUCAUCGCUGACCUUUUCCUUUCCUUCAUCGUCAUCAAAUAUCAGAUUUUCCUUUCCUUAUCAAAUAGCAGGUUCUUAGCAGUUACAAUUGUUAAUAGAUGUUCGUAUCGGAUAACCAUUGUAGCUGAAGAUUCCACGGCCGUCAGUGUUUACAUUUUGAAUUCCAAUGUCUGGUCUCAAUUUUGAGACUUACAAUUGUAUGUAAAAUUUUGGAACUAUGUCAUGGCUCGAGACGUUGGGUCGAUUUGAGUGGAGACACGUUGAGUUCGAGUUGGAGUCGGGGAACGUUGGGAGUCGGCUAACGUUGGGCCGCGGCAGACGGGCGAGGAGCGUUGGAUGGAGUCGACACCUUCCAGGGAUAUAUUUGAGGCGAGCUCGAAGAACUGUCAGUUCUUCGAGUUGAGCCUUUCGCGUAGGGAUAUGUCAGUCCUGCUAGCUUCGACUCUGAUUCUACCUGCGGGUUGUGAGUUUGGCUUGACUCUCUAUGUACAGUUUGUGUUUCGA
Messenger RNA from Marchantia polymorpha subsp. ruderalis, 1192 nucleotides. Lineage: Eukaryota; Viridiplantae; Streptophyta; Marchantiopsida; Marchantiales; Marchantiaceae. The record is from the annotation of a GenBank genome assembly.